AUGGAGCUCGAGGCCGUGCAUCUGGAAGAGACCAGGAAGCUUCGGGCUGAAGUGGCGGCGCUGUGCAGACUGAGUGCUAUGCAACCUUUUCCUCGCAUGUCCCCGCCAGUGCAGCCCAUCUCGCGAGAAAACUCCCGCGAUCCACAUGCCUCGGAGAGGUGUCUCGUCAGGGAGUCAUGCACUAUCGUGGAGAAGGACGAGGUGUAUGACGAGGCUGCGAAAGUUCUUGAACGGCCGGCGCAGGACGCUGAUCAAGCAACAGCUGACACUGCUGCUUCGAACGAAAGGCGCCGUUAUUCCCAGCAGAGCAAGGAGUCCAAGCCAGAGACGACCAAAUUUCGAAAGGGUUUCUCAGCUUCGAGCAUCGCUAACUCGAUUCUCUCCCUCGCAUCUCUGCACUCAAAUCAAGCUCACCUGGACCUCGGUGAUGACUCCGAGCUCGCGGAGGUAGCCACCAGAGAUGUCGACAGUGCGUUCUAUGAGCGCUUCGGCAAUGUUUUCAUGGGAAACAGCUUCGAGAUGGGCAUCGCAGUGCUGCUUCUGUUCAACAUUAUGCUAAUGGCAGCACAGCUGCAAUAUCAUGGUUUCAAUAUCGGAUACAAAAUCAGAUAUCCCAGCUAUGUGGAGCCAGCUCAUGUUUAUUGGCCGCACGUCGAAGACUUCUUCCUUGUGGGAGACGUGCUCUUCGCCGUGAUCUUCACGGUGGAGAUGUUGAUCCGGCUCUUUUGGAUCCGUUGUUUGGCCUUCUUCAAACAUUGGCUAAACUGGAUCGACUUCGUUGUGGUUUGUAGCUCCUGGGCCGAGUUGUUCGCAGCUGCACUGCCCAUCAGCCCCACGUUUCUGCGCAUGCUGCGCCUGGGGAAGCUCCUGAGAGCCUUACGUGUGGUGAAGAUGUCGCAGGUUCUGGAGUCAUUGCAGCUACUGCUCAAAUGCAUCGCCGCUAGCGUCCGGAUUCUCUUCUGGUCCUUGGUCCUGCUGAUGAUUAUUCAGUGCAGUGCAGGGAUGACUAUCUCGUACAUGGUCAGUGAUUUCAUGGUAGACCCUGCUGUGGACGAGGACAAGAAGUUUGCGGUUUUUCGGUAUUAUGGAACGUUUUCCAAGACACUGCUGACUAUGUUUGAAGUGUUGUUUGCCAAUUGGGCACCUGCAUGUCGAGUGCUCAUGGACAAUGUCAGCGAGUGGUAUUCCACAGUUUUCAUCAUUUACCGGUGCUUUGUGGGCUUUGCCGUUCUGAACGUUGUCAAUGCGGUCUUCGUGCAGAGUACCAUGAAGGUAGCCCAGGCAGACGAUGAGUUUUUGGCGGCAGAGAAGCAAAGACAACAGGAUGCAUACCGCAAGAGAUUGACGAACCUUUUCAAGCAAGUGGAUUCUUCUGGCGAUGGCAAGAUCGACAUCGAAGAGUUUGGCUUCCUAUUGGAGAAUCCCAAGCUUCAAGUCUGGAUGGGACAGCUUGAAAUCGAGACAACCGAUCUAGUUGGCCUCUUCCAGAUGCUCGACGAUGGUGAUGGUGAGAUUUCACUUGAAGAGUUUGAGGCGGGCAUCAUGCGCAUGAAAGGAUAUGCCCGCAGCUUUGAUCUGAACAAGAUUGAGCGUGAGAUGCAGAAGAUGCAGACAAAGGUGGAGCAAGUGAAGCGCGACAACCAGUACUACAAGGCCGUGAAUCGCGAGCUGAAGAAAAGGCUGCGGUCGCUGCUCGAGCAGCGCUGGGAGGGAAAUGCGCCGAGUCGAACACCGCGCUUCAUGCCAACCAAUGAGGACAGAGCACAGUCCAAGUUCUUGGCUUGCCGUGUAUGUGAGGAAAGAGUAACGUCGUUGCUGGCAAUCUUCCGCAGUGAAAUCGAGAAAGCUUAUUCCGUGGACGAGGAUUGGGCAGAAAAACUGUCUGAAGGAAUGGGAAGUGCCAGGCAGCUGUGUGACAUGAAAGACCUGUCGGCACUACUGCUCGGGCAGCGGUUGGACAUCGACCUCCACGAUGAUGGUUCGGCAUCCCUAAAGAAGGCCGUCGUCACCCAAGAGCUAUUCUACCCGGAGAUACUGCACAGCGAGAAGUUCCACUACAAGUCCUAUAUGGUACAGAAUGCUUGCCAGAAAGCUUUCGAUGAUAUGGACUUUAUUGCAGAUGCCGUGGCUCGUGCCUACGAAGGCGCGCGGCGCAGUGGUGCCUCGGAUGCGCAACUGCUCAUGAUGCUGAACAGAGCUGGAAGAGCGGCCUGUUCACAGACACGGGCCUGUGCGGACGAGGUGAAGCUGCGGAAAUCGAUGGCCGGAGCAAAGCCUCCCCAGAAACGACCAGCUCACUCAGCUCACUCAGAGCUGUGA
Molecule: messenger RNA, 2319 nt
Organism: Symbiodinium sp. CCMP2592
Lineage: Eukaryota; Dinophyceae; Suessiales; Symbiodiniaceae
Source: the annotation of a GenBank genome assembly